Molecule: messenger RNA, 8099 nt
Organism: Chelonia mydas (Green sea turtle)
Lineage: Eukaryota; Metazoa; Chordata; Testudines; Cheloniidae
Gene: ABHD8
Product: abhydrolase domain containing 8
Exons: 5
Coding region: 2264-3592 (442 amino acids)
Molecular function (GO): catalytic activity
Source: RefSeq, a predicted model, not a curated record
AGACUGAGGGUGGCAGGAGCAAUUGUAGCAGUUAGAGCAGCGGGCUUGGAGUCAGGACUUCUGGGUUGUAGUCCGGGCUCUGCUGCUGAAUCACCAUGUGACCUCUGGGGCAAGUCACUUCCCCUUCCUAUGCCUCAGUUUCCCUGUCUGUAAUACUGGGGCGAUAAUACCUUACUUACAGGGGUAUUGUGAAAAUUCAAGUGUAAAUGGCUUCAGGAACCUCACAGGGAGGGGAGGAAAGGGCAGAAUGAGAGGGAUUUAUUUGGGGUCAGGGGGAAGUAUAUGUUCUAUAGGGACGUUCCAGAAAUCUGUUUCCCCAGUGACCCCCGGAGCAGCCUAGGCAAACUCUCCUCAAAGUGACCCUGGUACUGAUGGGCCUCUUCUGGCUCCCAUCCAGGCUACUAAGCCUGCAGCCCGGUGACCCAAAGGGGUGAGUGAGGAUUUAGCCAAGUGAGGUCUGGGCUGGAAGCCCCACUCGUGCUGGGAGCCAAAGGCAGAAUGAGACAGUCGGUCUCUGCUGCGCCGUGGGGAAGGGAGGCCAGUCUGUGGGAUCUGCUGCUCUCAUUUACAGGGCUCAUUUAAUUAAAAGGCAGUUAAGCUAAUUAUUGUCUGUAUUCAAAACAAACAGAACCAGAGCAUGAGCAGAGGGCUUGAGCCAUUAACCCUUUGGGCUUGGUGCUGCCUGGUGACCACAGCCUGCCUACCCUCGGAGCAGGGUCAGCGUGGGCAGGGGCAGAGUCAGCUUCUCUCAGGCAGGGCCCUCUGCCCAGCACUGUCCUGGCAGCCCCCUUCUGGGGUACGUGGGGAGUUCAGGCCCCAUUCAGCCCUUGACUACUGGCCAAGGGGCUAGUUGCCUUUUCAUUGGCAAUUGCAAUCCCAUCUUGCCCUGGAGCAAGUGCUCAGACAAUACCGCACCGCUGCCUGCUCUGCUCUGACCGGGCCCCAGGCCUGUUCCGUAGCUUACGUCCAGUGCCAGGUGAGACAUUUGGUGCAACGUGUCGGUUUAACUUUUCCAAUGGGGCAUUGAUCAGGAGCCCAAGUCUGGCACCAACUUGCCUGUCUUCCAAAGUGGGGCAAUACAACCUGCAGCACCGAGAAGCAAAGUGCCUCCAGCUCAUCACAAAGGCAGUCAGGGCUUCUCCCAGCUGGGGGUUCCAGUCAGGCUCUGGGUAGCUGAGUGCCAUGUCGUGGCCAGCCGUGUCCUGUCCCAACAAGAGAAGGUGUGUACGCAUCUCCCUUCGCCUUUGGUCAGGUAAGGAAAGGGGGUCCGAUUCCUCAUUGUCCUGCCGCUGGGGCCUGGUGAGUACAGCAUAUUACCAGCUCUGUGUACUAGGCUGUUAAACCUGCUUGGCCCCGGGUGUGACAAGUGCCAAAGGCUCCGGGCAGCGCUGACUGACCCCUGGUGUUGGUUAAUGUACUUCUAUAGGACACGGGUGUUUCUCAGCUUGUUUUCAGUCAAUUUGUGGUCGCUGUUCCCAUGUUUGUAAGGAUCCUGACUUGCAUUUAAUCAAAAGAGAAGAAGUUUCCCCAACUCCCACCAAAGGUAUUUGACGUAGUGGGAGGACAGAACUGACCCCCUGCUGGUCACAGGGGACCUUAAAACAGCUGGACAAAAUUCCCUUUAAAUGUGAUCCUCAAUAAUACAGCUUAGCUCUUGCAUUGACUUUUUUCAUCCAUAGAACUCAAAGCACUAUGCAAGGCUGCUACAGAUGGGGAAACUGAGGCCUAGAAAGCCAACAUGAUCUGCCCCCAUGGUCACACAUCAGACCAAUGGCAGAGCUGAGACUAGAACCCAGGAUCCUGGUGCCCCAUCCACCAAAGGUGUGAAAAUGGGAGUCAGCAGAACCAAGUUUACGCUACUGAUUCCACCCCCGAAAUUUACGCAGGUUAUUCCCAUGUCUAACCCCACUGAACCCUCUUUUCAUAUGCUGGGAAGUCUCCUGCUUUGACUCCCUUUUGCUGUGUCAGCUGGGGAAUGAGUUGUCCCUUUAAGAGCAAAAAGAACUGGGGUGGAUGACACCAGCUGGUUUAGUGCAGCUAUUAACAGAUACAAGGAUUAGGAAGCUGCCAGAAAAAUCUUGGCAUUCUAGGGAUUGUGCUGCAUCCUGCACGAGUGCCCAUGGGACAUGUCUGCGCUGGGAGGAGAGGACGCCCAGAUGUGAACUUGGCUGGGUCCAGAAAUCACAGCACAAGGGCACUGGCUUGACAUUGCCUGGCCUGUGUGAGGGUUGUGGUAGCUCAGGAUCUGCCACUCCACCGUGUGAUGGGAAGAGAGACCCUCUCAUCCUUGCAUGCUGGCUGCUUUCAGGGAAGCAUCAUGCUGACCAGUAUCGCCGAUGGGAUCAUGUGUUGCUUGAUGGGCAAGACAACCAAUGCGGUGGGGCCCGUGGACAGCUUUGAGUCCAGCGACGGCUACAGCUUCCUGGAGGUGAAGCCCGGGAGGGUCCUGCGGGUGAAACACAACCUGCCCACCCGCCAGCCCGAGGAGGGACCCGAGGGGCCCAAGCGGGGUGUGGUGCACUGUAAGCGCAAGAUCACCCUCUACCGCAAUGGGCAGCUGGUGAUUGAGAACCUGGGCGAUGCCAUCCGCUCCGAGCUCCUGCACUGCCAGAACGGCCCCAUGGAGCCCCAGAGCACCAUGGAACUGGAGCUCUCGGACGUUGCUGGCAAUGCCUCCACCCAGGGCACCGCCAACCCGGGCUCCAGCGCCCAGCAGGCUCUGGCGCCCGGCAAGCGCCGGAAGCGCAAGCCCAAGAAGGUUGUCAACAUCGACUGCAAGAAGCAGAUCAGCAGCUGCAAGGGGACGCAGAGUGACGUGGUGCUGUUCUUCAUCCACGGCGUGGGCGGCUCCCUGGACAUCUGGAAGGAGCAGCUGGACUUCUUCAGCAAGCUGGGCUACGAGGUGGUGGCCCCAGACCUGGCUGGACAUGGCUCUAGCUCCGCCCCGCAGAUCGCGGCCGCCUACACCUUCUACGCCCUGGCCGAGGACAUGAGGGCCGUCUUCAAACGCUAUGCAAAGAAGAGGAACAUUCUGAUAGGCCACUCGUACGGGGUUUCCUUCUGCACCUUCCUAGCCCAUGAGUACCCGGACCUGGUCCACAAGGUGAUCAUGAUCAACGGGGGCGGCCCCACUGCGCUGGAGCCCAGCCUGUGCUCCAUCUUCAACAUGCCAACCUGCGUCCUUCACUGCCUGUCCCCCUGCCUAGCCUGGAGCUUCCUCAAGGCUGGCUUCGCUCGCCAGGGUGCCAAAGAGAAGCAGCUGCUCAAGGAAGGCAACGCCUUCAACGUAUCCUCCUUCGUCCUGCGGGCCAUGAUGAGUGGGCAGUACUGGCCGGAGGGUGACGAGGUCUAUCACGCCGAGCUCACCGUGCCGGUGCUGCUGGUGCAUGGCAUGCAUGACAAGUUUGUGCCAGUGGAGGAGGAUCAGCGGAUGGCCGAGAUCCUGCUGAUGGCGUUCCUGAAGGUGAUUGAUGAGGGCAGUCACAUGGUGAUGAUGGAGUGUCCGGAGACGGUGAACACUCUGCUUCACGAGUUCCUCCUGUGGGAGCCCGAGAUGCCCACCGGGGAAGGGCGAGAAGUGGAGAAGAAAUAAGCCAGUCAGCGAGUGGUGACCCGGCUGAGGUGCUACUUCGACGGGAGGGACUUUUCGACAUGGAGAGAGACGGGGUCUGAGUGCAGGAGCGGAGGGGGGUGUGGUGGAAAGGCUCCUCCCUGGCCACGCCUGGAGCUGUUUUCUUCCCUGGAUACAGCUGGAUUGGAAGCUGGGCUGGCUGGCGGUUAAGCACAACGGCUUCAAGGGGAGCCUCUUUGCAGGGCCUGGUGCGUGCAGGCUGGUGGCAGGAGUAGGGCAAACUGGCCGAGGGCGCGCUCCCUGGGAGGGCACGCAAGCUGCAUCUUCAUCCUGUUUCCUUGUAGUAUAAUUUCUCUCAUGCAGUGGCCCCAUUUAGGGCAGGGAGUGGAGAAGGGAGACUGUGGGGAGGGGCUCAGACUGGUACAGCAUGUGGGGCCUCUCCGCUCCCCAUAGCAUCCCACCCACCAUUAACCAAAGGGGUGCUUUAAGGGAGAAGCCACAAGAUGAGGAUGGACAAAGCCACAAGGGGCAGGCUCUUCCCACGAACUCUUAGCAGCUAGAUCCCCCGCUUCGCUUCGGCUGAACGUGAGCCAGCCCUGGACAGCUGACGCGCCUCACCGGAGGGCCAGUGGUGGGCUUGACCCUGCCCGACACAGGGUACCUGCCCCGAGGAGCUCACAACCUAAAGGAUGUGUGGCUUUUGCCCCGGGGAGAAGAGGCAGAGAAGUGAGGACUGGUCACCAUGCAUGUCUGGCUUGUAGCCGAGCAAGGCGGGAUAGUGACUGGUGGUGCCAGACUCCGAAGAGCAGCCCUUGAGCCUGGCUCUGGGACAGAGGGACGGCUCCUGCUGAAUGCUAGCUGCCCUGCCUUGGGGCUGGGCCCAUAGAUCAGCUUGACACCAGCUGUCCAAGAGGAGGGGGCGGAUGAGCAAAGGCCGAGCUGUCCAGCAGCAGGGUCUACUGUUCUCAGCACACCCCAAGCAUGCCUUCCACCUCCUAACCCACCAGUGCUUUAGGUACCUUUUCCCUGGCUUCAUCCACAUGACGACCCUCCGUUUCCUCACACAACCUUCAGUGAACCGAUAGGGCCAGGGGAGGGUCUUGGGGAACUGAUUUUGACGCCAUCCCAUGAUCAGUCAGACCGUAGGUCAAUGACAUUGCAGCCGGAUUCACUACGACCCCAAACUGCUCCCUUCACUGGGGCCAGGUCCUGCCUCAGGGCAUUUUCCUCACCAGCCUCCCGCUGAGCAUCUCCCCCGUGUGUAGUUUGGUAGCCUGGACGGAAGCUGAGUGUGUCCGGAUGUGAAGCGGAGAGGGAGCCGUGGCACAUCAUCAUCUAGCCAUUAACACACCGUGCGUCCAUCCAUCCCCGUUAGCGUCACCUUUCGCACCCAAACCUGGUGGGCAUCAAGUAAUCUAGCCCUGGGUUAGUGUGGGGAGGGGAAUGCUAUAAAGAAUGAGGGAAUAACUACAAAAGAAAACCAGUCACGUUACCUAUAGAUGCCACUACUAUGGAAAAACCACCCUCUGAUGCUGUCCAUGCGGCUUUUCCUCUGGACCCUGGCAAAACCAGCAGCGGGGCAGGUACCGGCUGAAAGGGGCAGGGAGGGGCUGAGUCCGUUGCAGAACGGGCUGCGAAGGGUUGAAAGUUGAGCUCUGGGGCUCCCCCUCCACUUUGACAGCAGCGACCAUUUGAUCCCUUCCACAGCGGGGUGGACAGGAGCUGGGGCCAGUUUAACAGUGUCCAGCUGCAGGCCAGACUGACCCAGAGGCAGAGGAAAAAGUCUCCCCCCAGCCCUCAUUUUCAGCUACUAGGAGUGAGGGGAUGGGUGGGGGCUGCUGUGUGACCGAGGCCUGGCUGGGACAGCUGUGCUGCAGCUCUCCCCCACGCAGCCAGGCCUGUCGGCUCCCUCCUGCUCCAUGCUGGACUAUUGCCAGCUGACGGCCCAUAAAGGAACAGCGCUUCGUGGCCAUAGGGCUGCACACCCAACCCUGUGUGGCAUUGCCCAGGCCGCCAGAGCCCACGCCGGGUGCAGGGAUCUUCCCUUCCCUGCUCCGUCAUCGAAACCAAAGAGAUAAAAACAAGCCUGUUUGUCCUGUACAGGCCUCCGCAGAGCAGCUUCCGCACUCUGCAGAGAACUGAACGGGGGCGGGGUGGGGCAGAUCUUCUGGACACUUUGCCCCAAGAACAGGCUGAGCCAAUCCUCUACUGGAGCUGGAUCAAGUUGCUGGAAGGAUCUUUGGGGGCCUCCUGAGUGCAGCUGACCCCCUGCUCUUCUGCACAGCCAGGGGUGAGGUGCUUCCAAUGUGCCAGGCCAUGGGAGGGGCUUCUGCGCCCACCUCUGGGUGACAGCACCACUUCUCCAAGGCCAAACCUGCUCCAGGCACGCUCAGCCCUGCCACAGACUGCAGCGGCUGUGGGCCAAGCCAAAAGCCACUGCUGAGCUUGGCUCGUCCCCGGGAGCACAGCCCUAGGGUCUCUGACACGACAACAGUAACCGCCAUAAGCCUAGCGAUGGCCCUUCCAGAACAGAACCCGUCUCCCGAGCCAGCAGGUUCUAGUGGGGAGGAAGCCUGAGUAUGGCAACCCACCAUAUGCGACAGCAACCUGACUCCCUGCUCCGCGGGAACCAGCAGGUAUGGAUCACUGACUGAAGGGUGUCACUCCCGGGUUCUCCUGACCCAUGCGGCUGUGGUGGACUUGGCUCCUGGCCCCUGCUGUCUGUACCUGUUUGUCUCAUAAUGAGAAUUUUAACGACUUACAAGGAGGUUCAAAACAUGUUUCCAUUUAGUCGACUUUGCCUCCAGUGAACUGUGUGACCAAGUGGCUGCUAUUAACCAAUUGAGGCAGGAAACUCUAGACUAACGCCAUCUAGACACCCUUGUCAUCAGUUACAUGGCUGGACGACCCCCAUGUUACAGCAUCUCUGUUAUUCUUUGUGUCCUUAAUUCUUAGUGGAAGCCGCCUAGCACUUCAGCCUUCUGAUGUUUUAUUUCAGAGCAGCUGCAGAAAUGUGCAUAGACCUGUUGUAACCUUCCAUUUGUUAGGGACCAUCCAGUUAACAAUCCAAGGGGACCCUCCCUUUGCAAACUGAAUCCUCGGGGGUUAUUGCUGUGGGGCUCGGAAGCACUUUGCGUUUGAAUGAGAUGUAGAACUGGUCAGGAAAGAUCCCCCAGCUCGCUGGGAAAGGGCAGGGGGAACGUUAACCUCAUUGUUCUGGCCCAGUCCCACUCUGGGUAAUUACAUUGUGCCUGCUUAAAUUAACCCUGCCAUUGCCAGGUGAAACAGUUGUGCAGCCUUUUGCUGCACGCUAUUAAACAGCUGCUGAAUUUCAGUGGGCAGUGGAAUUAUCCAGCUGUGGUUUGGACAGUCCUGGCUCACUGGAAACUACAGACAACAGAUUCUCUUUGCAGGGGAUCUGCAUGGGCAUUUCAGAGAGAAGCAGCAACUCAGCCAGCUCUUGCCCCGAGCAGCAGGAAAAUGACACAGCAGCUUCCAAGGAGGAAGAGCUGCACUGAUUAGGGACUAAAUGGCAGACAGGCUCCUGCCUCUAGUUCAUUGUUAUGAUGGGGUCUGGAAAUGCUAACACUGCUCUGAGAAAGCCGAGGGGUCUGUCAGACAUACCACAGAAUGAGGAAUAUGUAGUAACAACUCCAUUGCCAGAGAAUGGAUUUGCACUGGACCCUGCGCUGAGUGCAGACAGGGACUGGCUGCAUGGUCAGCCAGCCACCAGAGAACACUGUCACUGUAGCGUAAAGAAAUCUCUGCUUACUGCAGUAGACAGACUGUUCCAAAACAGUGGCAGCAGUGGGCAGCUAUUGACGAUGGCAAAGGAAGAGGUACUGGACCCAAUUCCUCCUCACCCCACACCCUAUGCAGUGCCUUACACCAGUGGGUGUAGAAUGCUACCGACUCCAAACAGCACCACCUUAGCACUAAGGGUUAAUGGCUGCCCAAGGUGUGGGGUGAAGAGGUGCAGCCCUGUCCCACCCUUCUCCUCGCCCUUAGAGCAGGGUGUGUUCAACUAGCCGCACUGAUGGGUGGGAGGGCAGGAGCUAUUCUCCAGUGAGGCGGGAGAAGCGGCCAAUGCUUUGGCUAGGUUCUCUCCUGCUAAGUGGCAAGGGUGUGGUUCUUAGAGAACUGUCCGUAACCACCAGCCCCAGGCAGGCUGUGGCCCCACAGACAGAAGCCUGCUGCUGGCACUGGACUGCCGUGCUGUCUGAUUUGACCAUUAACAGUCCCUCCCUACAGCUGGGCCCCAAGAGCUGCUUCCCCCAUCCUCCCGAUUUGUACUUGGAAACACAGGGUUGACCUUGUCGCUGUGUUGAGGUGACUGUUACUGUGCCCUGUUGUGGUACACGUUCUUUUAAGUGUUUGUUGCCAUGAAUUCUGGAGUCUGUGCCACUUGUACCUGACCCUGCUUGUGUGGAAGCAAAAGGAAAGUUGUGCGCUGUGAUCCACCAUUUAAAAAUGAAACCCUAACCUGUGAGCGUGCCAUUUCAUACAGUAAAUAUCUACGAUAUUCUGA